Messenger RNA from Cylicocyclus nassatus, 357 nucleotides. The record is from the annotation of a GenBank genome assembly. Lineage: Eukaryota; Metazoa; Nematoda; Chromadorea; Rhabditida; Strongylidae.
AUGACCCAAACUAUUAAUUGUUCCGAAAUGUCCAUUGCUAUCGCACAAGUUGGCACCGUAAUUUAUGACACUCCAGCGACUUUGGACAAAUUGGAACGGAUUACUAACGAAGCCGCUAACAAAGGUGCCAAGCUGAUUGUGUUCCGAGAGGCUUUCAUUGGUGGCUACCCAAAAGGCCUGGACUUUGGCAUUGUCUUGGCAACACGAUCACAGAGGGUCGCGAUGAGUUUGCAAACGAUUGAAGAAAAUGGUCCGGAAUUUAGACGCAUAGCGGAACUUGCUAGUACUCUGGGCAUCAAUAUUGUGACUGGCGUUGUCGAAAAACAAGGAGGCACAUUGUAUUGUUCGGUUGGUUAG